CGAGAUUUUAGCUCUCUAACUCUGCUCCAUAUCCUAGUUCCAGUUCCUCAUUUCAGUCUCGUUUUACGUAUACUUAUAAACGAACAAUGGACAGAAACCAGUUGCGACGCCAGGUUGCCCACAUGAGAAGUUCUCUCAUUGAACAGCAUUACUUGGAUCAGCAGCAAUUUGUCCAGCUGGAGGAUUUGGAAGACGAUAGUAACCCAAACUUUGUGGAGGAAAUUGUGACAUUGUUCUACAAAGACUCGGCUAGACUCUUCCAAAAGAUUGAUCAAGCACUGCAUAGUACACCUAUGGAUUUCUCCAGGCUGGAUGAUUACAUGCACCAGUUCAAGGGUAGUAGCUCAAGCAUCGGAGCUGUAAAGGUGAAGAAUGAAUGCACACAAUUCAAAGAAUUUUGUCUGGCUGGAAAUGCUGAAGGAUGCUUGAGGGCUUUCCAGAGAGUGAAACAUGAGCAUGAGGCAUUGAAGAGGCAGCUUGAAACUUAUUUUCAGUUGAGAAGACAAGCUGGAAUGGCUCAAAGGUCUUGAACGCCCCACAGAUUGGCGAUUGCCUGAGGUGCCAAGUUGAUUAUAUGGAGAAACUAGUUGAUAACUAUGUACUUCGUCAAUUUUGUGGACUCCUAGCUAAGUCGAAUAUACUUUACUAUAGGGGGCACCAUAUUCAAGUUUAGCUGCUGCAAUAUGCAGAUACUGGGUUUUGGUUAUAUAUAUGAAGUAAUGCUCGAAAAAUAAUGCAAAUUUUACCAAUAAUGCAAAUUUUACUCCUCUGUGAGCUAUCCUGCAAUAUGUAUGAAGGCCUUUCUUCUUUUACUAAAUGAAUUUCCAGCUUUGUUGUCA
Messenger RNA from Fragaria vesca subsp. vesca, 839 nucleotides. RefSeq names its product histidine-containing phosphotransfer protein 4-like. Gene Ontology annotation, molecular function: protein histidine kinase binding; histidine phosphotransfer kinase activity. Bases 87 to 530 code for a protein of 147 amino acids. Gene Ontology annotation, cellular component: nucleus; cytoplasm. Gene Ontology annotation, biological process: phosphorelay signal transduction system; cytokinin-activated signaling pathway; phosphorylation. Lineage: Eukaryota; Viridiplantae; Streptophyta; Magnoliopsida; Rosales; Rosaceae. The record is from RefSeq and is a predicted model, not a curated record. The transcript is spliced from 6 exons.